AUGGUUGAUCCUGAAGUUGUUCAGCAAUCAUUUGGUUCUUGGAAUGCAGACAUGAAUUUUGCAAAAGGGUUGAUUUUUGCUAAUAAAGAUGCGGUGAGACGUGCAUUAACAAUUUACGCCUCAAAGCAUAACAGAAACUUUGUGACUAGUAGGUCGACCACAAGUAGACUGUCUGUGAAAUGCAGCGAUGAAUCAUGCAUGUGGUACGUUGGGGCAGUUGUGAAGCCUGAACUCGGACUAUGGAUGGUCACAUCUUAUAGGGGUCCUCAUAAUUGUAUGCCCCUUGCCACGACCCUUGAUGGUAGAAUGAUGGAUUGUAAUUUUCUAGCAGAAGAAUUUGUUCCAUUGUUGAAAGAGAAACACACGGCAACAAUUUAUCACCUCAGACAUUUCAUUAAAGGGAAGUAUUAUGGGCAUAUUCUUUCUUACUAUAAGAUAUGGGAUGCGAAACAACGAGGUAUUGCAAAGAUAUUUGGGGAUUGGGAAGAGUCUUACCAAAGGUUGAGAAAGUUAUUGUUUGCAUACUGGGAUCAAGAACCUGGCACCCGUUUCUGGUUUCACACCAUACCCAGGGACGAGUUCGGUGAUACAAUAUUGCGCUAUAUAUUUUGGGCUUUCGCUCCAUGCAUUGCAGGAUUCAGACAUUGUAAGCCAGUGAUCAGUAUUGAUGGGACCCAUUUGUAUGGUAAAUAUCGAGGGGUGUUGUUGAUUGCAAUGGCCACCGAUGCCAACAACAAGGUUUUGCCUCUUGCCUUUGCCGUUGUGGACAAAGAGUCAGGGUCUAGUUGGGGGUGGUUUUUAGAACGCCUCAGGAAUGCACUGGGGGAUGUGAUAGCAGAUAAGGACAUCUGUAUAAUUUCUGACCGACAUAAGGGACGCCACUUUAAAGUCAUUAGCCUUGAAAGCGGGUAUGCUACUCAGGAAUCUAAAUUUGAGUUGUACAUGCAACCUAUCAAGGAAGCUGAGAUCGAGGCCCUUAGGAAGAAACGGAGAACCGAGCGGCAGGAAAGUGAACCCGACUCAUCCAUCAUGCCAUACACAUAUCUAAUGAACGAGGAUCUAGACAAGUGGACCCAACUACAUGAUGGUGGAUACCGUUAUGGGGCUAUGACAACCAAUGUCUCGGAGUGCUUCAAUGGAGUACUCAAAGGUGCCCGUGGCCUACCCAUUGCUGCAAUGGUUGAAUUCACUCAUUGCAAACUUGUUGCGUAUUUCCAUGAUCGACACAAAGAAAUUACUCAUGAUCUCUCAAAGGACAAGGUAUGGACUAAAUAUGCCUUAAAAAUCUAUGGACACAACCUACAAAAAUCAAUUUCACACCACAUAAAUCCGUUUAAUAAUCUGAAUGGUAUAUAUCAAGUAAUUACUUCAUACAACAUCUAUAGCUCUGGAGGGGGACACCAUAGUUAUGAAGUAAAUGUAAAAGCCAGAACAUGUGGUUGUGGAAAGUGGCAAAUGAGAAAGAUCCCUUGUUCACAUGCAAUUAAAGCUCUUCAGUACUUGGGGCAAGAUGCGACUGCAUAUAUUGACCCAUGUUAUAGUUUGGUGAACGCCAUUCACACCUACUCACAUGCAUUUGUGGUGCCAAAGUCAGAUUCAUUGUGGAGGGAUGUGGAUGGUCCAAAGUGGGUGCCUGACCCAAAACUGUUGCGGGGCAAAGGUCGACCUGUGGCGUCUAGGAUACGAAAUGAGAUGGAUGGGGUCCGGCGAGAACCGGGAAGCCGGAGGCCAGAUUCUGACUUGAGGGAGAUUCAGCAAAAGCAGAGCUGUGGACUGUGUCAUCAACAUGGGCAUAACCGUAGAAGAUGUCCGCUUUCCCGUGGGGCUUCGACAAGUAGUAAUAAUCCAAACUAG
Molecule: messenger RNA, 1854 nt
Organism: Quercus robur (English oak)
Lineage: Eukaryota; Viridiplantae; Streptophyta; Magnoliopsida; Fagales; Fagaceae
Exons: 2
Coding region: 1-1854 (617 amino acids)
Molecular function (GO): zinc ion binding
Source: RefSeq, a predicted model, not a curated record